AUGUUCCCGAAAAACCACCAGAUCGACUUCCACGAAAGAGGAAAAGAAUCCAUCAUGUUCUCUAAGGCUCUUGUGUGCUGCUUCUUCGCCUACGUGGCCUGCGGUGUUGUUGUUGAACAUCCACCCCAGCCAUACAACUUCGGCUACGACAACGUCGAUGGAUUCGGCACUCGCAUGACCCGUCAGGAGACUGGCGAUGCCUUCAACAACAAGGUCGGCUCCUACAGCUACGUCGAUGCCUUCGGUGUCACCCGUGUGGUGAAGUACGUCGCUGACGCCACCGGUUUCCACCCAACCGUGGAGACCAACGAGCCAGGCACCAAAACUUCCGUCCCAGCCGACGCUCCUUUCUUCUCGUCCGCUGUCGAGGGCCCCCACCCGGUCGUCGUCAAGGCUGUCCACCCAGCCCCAGUUGCCGUUCGCUCUGUCUAUGCCGCCCCAGUGGCUGUGCGCUCUACCCUUGGCGCCCCAGUGGUUCACUCUGCCCCUUUCCCCUACGCUCACCAUGCUCCUCUCAGCUACGCCGUUGCCAAGCAUUUCUAAGUAACGAAUAAAUUAUCUGUCUGUCAUUCACUGAA
Molecule: messenger RNA, 578 nt
Organism: Ixodes scapularis (black-legged tick)
Lineage: Eukaryota; Metazoa; Arthropoda; Arachnida; Ixodida; Ixodidae
Product: cuticle protein 10.9-like
Exons: 3
Coding region: 1-543 (180 amino acids)
Cellular component (GO): chitin-based extracellular matrix
Molecular function (GO): structural constituent of chitin-based larval cuticle
Source: RefSeq, a predicted model, not a curated record